AUGGAGAGGGUUAAUGAAACCAUGGUGAGAGAGUUUAUCUUCCUGGGCUUCUCCGCUCUGGCCAGCCUCCAGAGACUGCUGUUUGUUAUCUUCCUGCUUGUCUACCUUUUCACUCUGGGCACCAAUGCCAUCAUCAUUUCUACCAUUGUGCUGGACAGAGUCCUUCACACCCCCAUGUACUUCUUCCUGUCUGUCCUCUCCUGCUCUGAAACUUGCUACACAUUUGUUAUUGUGCCCAAGAUGCUGGUUGACUUGUUGGCUGAGAAGAAGACCAUCUCCUUCCUGGGCUGCACCAUCCAGAUGUUCACCUUCCUCUUCCUCGGCUGCUCUCAUUCCUUCCUGCUGGCAGCCAUGGGUUAUGAUCGCUACGUGGCCAUCUGUAACCCUCUGCGCUACACAGUGCUCAUGGAACAUGGGUUAUGUGUGGGACUGGUGCUUGCUGCCUGUGCCUGUGGCCUCACCGUCUCUGUGGUCACCACCUCCCUGGUAUUUCACUUACCCUUCCACUCUUCCAACAAGCUCCAUCACUUUUUCUGUGACAUCUCCCCUGUCCUCAAACUGGCCUCUCACCACUCCCACCUCAGUCAAUUGGUCAUAUUCAUGCUUGGUGUAUUUGUCUUAGUGAUUCCACUGUUACUUAUCCUGAUCUCCUAUGUCCACAUCAUCUCUGCCAUUCUGAAAAUUCCAUCCUCUGUUGGAAGAUACAAAGCCUUCUCCACCUGUGCGUCCCAUCUCAUCGUGGUCAUUGUUCACUAUGGCUGUGCCUCUUUCAUCUACUUAAGGCCCAAGACUAAUUAUUCUUCAAGCCAAGACACUCUAAUAUCUGUAUCUUAUACCAUCCUCACCCCACUGUUCAAUCCAAUGAUUUACAGUCUGAGAAAUAAAGAAUUCAAGUCAGCCCUCCGAAGAACAAUGGGACAGACUUCUUAUCCUAUUAGUUAA
Molecule: messenger RNA, 942 nt
Organism: Chinchilla lanigera (long-tailed chinchilla)
Lineage: Eukaryota; Metazoa; Chordata; Mammalia; Rodentia; Chinchillidae
Product: olfactory receptor 10K1
Exons: 1
Coding region: 1-942 (313 amino acids)
Biological process (GO): G protein-coupled receptor signaling pathway
Cellular component (GO): membrane
Molecular function (GO): G protein-coupled receptor activity; olfactory receptor activity
Source: RefSeq, a predicted model, not a curated record